UAAGUAAAUAUGACAAAAAAAGACCUGAGUUCUGAAUUACAACAGGGAGAGCGUCCUGGAUUGGCAUUUGUGGAUAUCUGUCCUUUUACCUUUAGUUUUGUCUUUUCUCAAACUGCAUUAACAUGAUUUUUUGGAUAUUACUUCUACUAAUCUGUCUUCUUUCUGACUGCAAUAGUUUGACUCUAAACAACAGGCUGAAAGACAACAAGGAGGUGAGCCAAUGCCUUCUCGACAACACUCCUGGAGCAGGACCUGAACUGCUCAACCUUGGACGCACCUGGGAGACAGAGAAGCCUUUUGUCACAAUAACAGCCAACAUGUCAACUAUCACCUCUCUCGAUGGUGUCAGGUCUUACUUCCAAUUCCGGACCUUUGACCCCGAAGGGAUUAUCAUGUAUGGUGAUGGCAACAAUGCCACGGAAUGGUUUAUACUAGGCCUGAGAAAUGGUAUUGCAGAAAUGCAGAUCGGGAGAUUUGGUGUCCGGGCAACUGUGUCUGGUGGACCAAUUGUGAAUGAUGGAGAGUGGCAUUUGAUCCACCUAAAAAGUGAGCAAGAAGGUGUUGUCUUAAGAGUGGACGACAAGUCAGUCCUCCGAUUGGAACUAUAUAUAAUGCACCAUGAAAAAAGUAAUAUGGAUGCCAUGCGGAUUCUUCUAGGUGGGCAUCCCCAGAAUGCAUCUCACUUCUUCACUCCACUGAAGCCACAAAUGGAUGGUUGUCUGAAAAACUGGAAUUGGCUGAACCAAGACACAGAUUGGCUCUUGAACCUUGAUGUUAACACCAAGCCUUGCUUUACUCACAUUUCCAGAGGCAGCUAUUUCUCUGGAGAAGGACUGGCAGUUUUCCACAGCAAUGAUUUCCCUCAGGCUAUGGAGGACUGGACAUUGAACAUCGAGAUGAUAAUUCGACCAGAUCAGUGGCAAGGAACUUUAGUAACUAUCACCACGAAAGACCUGGAAGACCUGAUGACAGUUCACUUUGACAGUUUAAAAGCAAGUGAGUUAGUUCAAGUGAAAACUGGCACUCUGGAGUUAACUUUACCUCAGACAUUAUAUCAUAAAUGCCAAGAAAUCAGGUUCUCUGUGAAUGUCUCUGAACAUGAAAUCCAAGUACAGAUUAGUGACUUGAAGAUGCAGCGCGACUUUGAAGACUAUGCUCGCUGGAAGCAGGUCUGGCAGGAGGGAGCCAGUCUUUUCAUCGGUGGAUCGCCCGAUACAAGAGGGAAAAGUCCCUAUAGUGGGAGGAACUAUUUCCAAGGCUGCUUAGGUCAAAUUCGAGUUCAAAACCAGCUAGUGGAUAUGGAUGCUUCACAUUAUAAGCAUGACUCUAUUUGGUCUCACAGUUGUCCACAGUGGAAAAAUUAACUUGAAGGGAAAAAAAGAUAUGGGAUUCAAAGACACUGAAAGACUUACCUGGUAUAUAAAAUGAACCAGGAUGAACAAGACCAAAAUAACCAACCUUGUAAAAAGAGUCUGCCAUGAUGGUGAAAGUCAUGACCUGGAAAGAGAUUUUGUAUUAUCACUAUUAAUUUAGCAAUUCUUCAAUAGUACUUGCAUGUAAAAAUAUUAAAAUCUCAGAGGUUUACCCAAAUGUUCAAUACCUGUACUAUUUUGACUUCUAAUACAAUAAAGAGUUUUAUUCCACUAAUAA
Molecule: messenger RNA, 1650 nt
Organism: Erpetoichthys calabaricus (reedfish)
Lineage: Eukaryota; Metazoa; Chordata; Cladistia; Polypteriformes; Polypteridae
Gene: shbg
Product: sex hormone-binding globulin
Exons: 8
Coding region: 123-1364 (413 amino acids)
Molecular function (GO): steroid binding
Source: RefSeq, a predicted model, not a curated record